AUGCAGUCCGUGUUGAGCCAAAAGAUGAACCUCGCCCCGAAGGCUGGGGCGCUCCGCGCGGGAGCGAAGAAGGCGCGCGCCACUCGGGCGACGCGGACGACGGCGAUGCUCUCGAUGAGCAGCGGGCCGGCGACGACAGAGGGCUUCGGCUCCGCGUGCUUCAAGGGUGCGGUCGCGGAUAAGUACUUGAGCAAAUACGGUGAAUCUUCAACGCUCCUUGCGAACGGGAAGUGGACGAAGGACAUGGCGAAGGCUGACAUCGUCGCCAAGGCUGUGCUCGACUGGGCCGUUGAAAAUGGAGCCUCUGUGUACUGCCACUGGUUCCAACCGAUGGGCUCCUCGGGCGUCCGUCACGGUAACAGCGGUCAAGUGCACCAGUCCAUGUUCAACUUCGCCGAGGAUGGCACUCCGUACUACUCGUUCACGGGCGAGCAGCUUCUCCAAGGGGAGACGGAUGGUUCCUCCUUCCCGAACGGUGGCAUGCGCGCGACGCACACCGCGGGUGGCUAUCUCUCCAUCGAUCCGUACUCGCCGAUCUUCCUCCGUGAAGAUACCGUCUUCAUUCCGGCCGCGUUCGUUUCUUACAACGGCGACGCCCUCGAUGAGAAGACGCCGCUUCACCGCGCCACUGACGCUUUGGACAAGCAAACAAAGCGUAUGCUGAAGGCGAUGAAGUACGACGUCGGUUCGGCCAGCGUGUACGCGAACAUUGGUUUGGAGCAAGAAAUCUUCUUGACCCCGCGCCAUGCAUUCUACCGCCGUCCGGAUCUUCAAUUCACCGGCCGUACCAUCACCGGUAAGUUCCCGGCGCGUGGCCAAGAGAUGAGCGACCACUAUAUGGCCCCGAUUUCCCGCGCCACCGGUGCGUUCGAGUGCAUGCGCCAAAUUCAGCAAGAAUGCUUCAAGAUGGGCAUUCCUUUGAAGACUCGCCACCGUGAAGUCGCGCCCAACCAGUACGAGUUUGCCCCGAUGUUCGGCAACGCCAUCUCGCAAGUUGACCAAAACUUGAUGAUCAUGCAAGUUAUCGAGGAAGUUGCGUCCGAGCACGGCCUCGCGGCGCUUCUCCAGGAAAAGCCGUUCGCUGGUGUCAACGGCUCCGGUAAGCACAACAACUGGUCCAUCGGCACCUCCGACGGCCUCAACUUGAUGAAUCCGAAGCAAGUGAACGCAAAGACUGGCAACCCGGAAAUCUUCCCGUUGGUUAUGGCCGCCAUGGUCUCCGCUGUUGACAAGCACGGUGACUUGAUGCGCGCCGCGAUCGCAUCCCCGGGCAACGACUUCCGCCUCGGCGCCAUGGAGGCGCCGCCGGCUGUCAUGUCGACCUACCUUGGCCCGUCCCUCACAGAGUUCCUCAACACGGUGAAGAACGGUUCCCUUGGUGAGUACGCCCCGAAGAAGAAGCCGCUCGAAUUCGGUUCCGAUACCUUGCCGUCGAUCGAAGUGCCUGCUGAAGAUCGUAACCGCACGUCACCGUUCCCGUACGGUGGCAACCGCUUCGAGUUCCGCGCCGCCGGUUCUUCCCAAAACGUAUCUCUUGUGAACACGGUGCUCAACACUAUCGCGGCCGAAGCUUUCAAGAUCGUCGCUGACCGCCUCGAAGCCGGCGAAAAGCCGCUUGCCAUCGCGCAAGACUUGCUCAAGACUCACGACAAGUGCAUUUUCAAUGGCAACGGUUACGAUCCGGCCUGGCCGGAUGAAGCCGUCAAGCGUGGUAUCUGGCGUAUUGACGCUGGCUGCGACGCCAUCAACGAACUUGACAGCGCGAAGAACGUCACUCUCUUCGAAGGGAUGGGUAUUUUCACCGCGAGAGAAAUCCAGGCUCGUAAGUCUGUCCUCCUUGGUCACUACGUUGGUUCCGUCGAGAUGGAAGCGUUGACCAUGAUUGACAUGAUCAACCAACACGUCAUCCCGUCCGUGAAGAAGGCUGACUUGGGUAACCCGAGCAAGCUUGUUGACGCCGUGAAGACCAUCAAGGGUGCCGUCGCGCAAAUUCACGGCACCGAGGACGAGCACAAGGCGGCUACGCUCGCGCGCACCUUGCGCUUGACCACCAUGGUGGCAAUUCGUGAGAUUAUUGACGAGUUUGAAAGCCGCUGCCCGCCGGAAGACUGGACUCUCGCGACUUACUCCGAGCUGCUCUUCUUCGACACCUACCCGGAGUCGGAAUACGGCUGCUAA
Messenger RNA from Ostreococcus tauri, 2178 nucleotides. RefSeq names its product Glutamine synthetase, glycine-rich site. Gene Ontology annotation, molecular function: glutamine synthetase activity. The record is from RefSeq and is a predicted model, not a curated record. Lineage: Eukaryota; Viridiplantae; Chlorophyta; Mamiellophyceae; Mamiellales; Bathycoccaceae. Bases 1 to 2178 code for a protein of 725 amino acids. The transcript is spliced from 2 exons.